This is a messenger RNA of Helobdella robusta, 408 nucleotides long. RefSeq lists its product as hypothetical. The record is from RefSeq and is a predicted model, not a curated record. The coding region runs from base 1 to 408 and encodes 135 amino acids. NCBI's taxonomy places the organism in Eukaryota, Metazoa, Annelida, Clitellata, Rhynchobdellida, Glossiphoniidae. The transcript has 4 exons.
AUGGCUGUAGAAACUUCCAUGCCUAAUUGUUUUUGUGGCGCGGCACCUAAAGUUUCUACACCUCCACAAAAGCGCCGUUUCCUACGUUUUUACCCCGUUUCUGUAUGCAUAAAGGCUAAAUCCGGUGAAGUAAUCUUUGGGAAAGAAAAAAAGACAAGCGCAACGAUAUACAUGUUUAUGCAUCGAAAUCUCAGCGGCAAACGCAUCGGUUAUCCUGAUGGCGAUAUAUCGCCCGGGCGGAUGGAAGAUUUUCUUGCAACAUUUGAUAUAGUCAGGUUCGUGCACGGUGAAACUCACGUUAAGCAUGGAAUAUUGGAUUUGUGGCCGGGUUACGAGAUUACGGAUGUCGCCAGGAGAUUUUUCAGAUCAUGCCCUGGUGACGUAUCUGUUGCCCAUGCGCAAAACUAA